CCGGCCGAGGAAGAGAGAGGGAGGGAGGGAGGGAGGGAGGUCCCGGACACCGACGACGGCGCAGAAGAAAAUGAGGCAAAGUUCAAAUGGAGGAAAGCUUACCAACACAGUUUUCGUCUGAGGAGGAAGUUGAGCCUGAAGAACUGAAGGAAAUCAUCGAAGAUGUGGAUAAACAUUCCGAGGAAAAAUCUUCCCUCUCCAGGAACUCCCCUCAGGAUGCAGAGAAGGGAGUGGCGAGCUCGGAAAGCCAAGGAGAAAGCGGCCCCCCCGCCCACCCGGCCAGAGAAAGUCCUCAAGAGGUUUCUGAAACUGACCCCGCCAAAGCCACGUCGCCAUCGACCAGUUCUUUAGAGGGGGUCUCCAAGAACUUGGUAGCCGAUUCAGAUUUGGCAGGGCCCAACGCUUCUCCAAGGCAAUCCGGCCCUGAAAUCUGCCCGCCCGAAGACUCCCCUACAAUCUGCCCGCCCGAAGACUCCCCUACACCGAUCCGGGAGGCGUCAUCGAGCGUGUUUCCCAAAAGGGCCGAGGAAGGGGCCGUACUCCCUCGAGUGAGCGAAACACAGGUGAGGCCGUCUCUACCCGAGAGAACACAGAUCGGGGGGCCUCAGGGCCAGGAACAACCCUUCCGAGUCAACCAUGACGACAAGGAUUUGCAGGUUUUCCCCGAAGGCAUCUCUGAGAGCCUCUACGCAAAACGCAACAGCAUCAGAGGUUUCCCCCCAAACCUGGACUCUCUCUCAGGCCUGGAAGAACUGUGCCUGGAAAGAAUCGAUCUCACGUGCCUACCUCCGGAGAUAGGUCAACUGGCCAAUCUCAGAGUCUUGAACAUCGACCACAACCAAAUAGCCAGUCUCCCCAAAGAAGUCGGGCGGCUUGUGGGGCUGCGGCAGCUCUUCUGUGGUCACAAUCUACUGGAAGAGUUUCCCGCCGUCCUGGGAGGCUUGGAAAAUCUGGACAUCUUAGAUCUCGCUGGAAAUAACUUAAAAAGUGUACCGGAAAGCAUAACGAGGCUGCAACGCUUGCAGGUUCUUCACCUCGACUCUAACCAGUUGGAGAUCUUCCCCAAAGCCCUGUGCUACCUUCCCAAGCUUACCGGGCUGAGCCUGUCUGGGAACGCCAUAAGUAGUCUUCCCAAAGACAUUAAGGAGCUCAGGAAUUUGGAGGAGCUGGCAAUGAACCACAACCAACUCACCUUUCUGCCCGGGCAGUUUUUCCAGUUGCUGAAGCUAAGGGAGGUCCAUCUGGGCAGCAACAAGUUGGAGUCCCUUUCCCCCAGCAUUGGCAAUUUACAGGAGCUCAGGGUUUUGCUCCUGUGGGACAACCUAUUCAAAACCAUAACUGAGAAGAUCGGGACCUGCUCCCUACUGGAAAAGCUUGACCUUCGUGGCAACGGGCUAACACAGCUUCCCCCGAAUUUUCGCCGACUCCAAAAACUGAAAGAACUCUAUGUGGGAAGAAAUCAGCUGGGCCGUCUCGAAGAGCAUAUUUCCCGCCUCAAAGAUCUCUCCGUCUUAGAGAUUUCCGGCAACGGGAUCGCCCACGUUCCGGUGGAAAUCAAGAACUGCGGCCAGCUCACUCGAGUGGACUUGAGUGCUAAUGAGUUAGGUCAGUUCCCCUUAGGGCUGACCGCCUUAGCUGCUCUUAACUAUCUGAAUCUGAAUGGAAACGAAAUCUCAGAAAUUCCUGAGGAGAUAUCUGAAAUGGAACGACUGAUUCAUCUAGAAUUAAGGCAGAACAGACUCACCUCAUUUUCAAACUAUCUAUGUAGGCUUAGAAAGCUCAGCUACUUAGACCUUGGUAAAAACGGAAUUAGCGGCAUUCCCCCGGCUGUUUCCAAUAUGCUCUCCCUCCGAGACCUCAUUUUAGACUACAAUCGAUUCUCAGCUUUCCCCAAGGAACUGUGUUCUCUCAAGGGCCUGGAGACCCUGGACCUUUCUGAGAAUCAAAUCCAAUGCAUCCCCUUGAAGAUCUGCAAUCUGCAACGGAUCCGGAGACUAGACUUUUCAAACAAUCAGUUUGGAUCUUUCCCGGUAGAGCUGUGCGCGCUGACCACCCUGGAGGAACUGCUACUGAGCCAGAACCGCGGCCGCAAGUUCACGCACCUUCCGGAGCAGCUGACCGCCCUGACGGGCCUCAAAGAGCUGGAUAUAUCAGACAACGCCAUCAAGGAACUUCCCCGAAACAUAGGGGAAUUGAGAAGCUUGGUCCGCCUGCUGGCCCGGAACAACGCUGUGGGCUGCCUCCCGCCUUCUUUCCGGCUUUUGCACGGCCUCCAGCAGCUGGACAUGAGCGGAAACCAGCUGGUAGCUCUACCCAGAGGCCUUCACAAUCUCCCCUCCCUGAAGGACAUCAAUUUUGACAGAAACCCUCUGCUCAGACCGCCCCAAGAAGUCUGUGGAGGGAGGCAGCUGCAUAUCAUCGGACGCUACCUCGAGAAGGCCGAUGACCGAGACGAGAAAAUCUUGCAGAAGAUAAUCAAGACGAUUGCUCGCAAUAUUACCGUGGAGGAUUUUGGAUAUUUCUGCCAAAAACUCUCAAUUGAUAAUGAUGAAAUUCAAGCUCUUGAAAGUAACAGUUCGCUUGGAUUGGAGGAGAAAGCCCUCCAGGCCCUGGAUAUCUGGAAACAGGAAAAACAAGCCUCCCUCCUGACCCCGGAGGCCAUGGGGCACCAGCUGGGCCGGGUGCUGACUCUGUCGGGCCUGCACGAUCUGACCGCCAGGAUCACCGCUCUCAAGAUCCUCUCCCGCUCCCUCAAAUUCUGAGCCUGCGCCUCCCAGGCGAUCUACGGCUUGGGACGCCAUCGUCUAGUCACUCUUCGAAACAUCCCCCGGCUUCCUCUCCCUCUCCCAUCCAGAGGCACCUGGGGAGGCCAGAAAUGGCUUCUCCCCAGACUCCCGCUCGCUGCCAGAACCGCUCAAGGACCCACUGGUGGUUGUUGGCAUUUUAAGUUGGGAAUAAAGUGGACGGCCGCCCUA
Ornithorhynchus anatinus (platypus) is the source of this 2975-nucleotide messenger RNA. It is a transcript of the gene LRRD1, whose product is annotated as leucine rich repeats and death domain containing 1. The transcript has 6 exons. Lineage: Eukaryota; Metazoa; Chordata; Mammalia; Monotremata; Ornithorhynchidae. The coding region runs from base 87 to 2762 and encodes 891 amino acids. Gene Ontology annotation, molecular function: protein binding. The record is from RefSeq and is a predicted model, not a curated record. Gene Ontology annotation, biological process: signal transduction.